Molecule: messenger RNA, 1449 nt
Organism: Salvia splendens (bonfire salvia)
Lineage: Eukaryota; Viridiplantae; Streptophyta; Magnoliopsida; Lamiales; Lamiaceae
Exons: 2
Coding region: 1-1449 (482 amino acids)
Source: RefSeq, a predicted model, not a curated record
AUGUGGGUGAGACAUGAGACUUUUAGGGGCGAGAUUGACAGAAUCUGGGAGGCAGACCCAAGUUACAAUGGCAUGAUGAACCUCCAGCUCAAGCUUAUCAGGACCAAGAAGUUCUUAAAGGUUUGGAACAGAGAGGUACUUGGCAACACCAUCCAGUACCUAAAGGAUGCAGAGCAGGCAAUUCUUGAGUCACUGAUUUUAUAUGAUAUUGUCCCGACCCCUGCACAUAGAGCCGAAUUCAGUAGAGUGUCUACAGAGCUCAUCAUCACGGCCAAGAUGGAGGAAGAAUUUUGGAGGCAAAAGGUGGCGAUUAGAUGGGCUGCUGAUGUGGAAAGGAACUCCAAAUUCUUUCAUGGAUGGGUCAGACAGAAGAGAGUUAAGUCGAGGAUAUGUACGGUAGAGUUUGGGGGACAGGCACUGACGGAAGAGACAAAGAUCAGAGAGUCGGUGGCAGCCUUCUUUCAGCAGCUUCUGACAUCGGACGUGGGGGACCUUGCAGAGCCCGACUUAUCUCUUAUCCAUACACUUCCAGACUCAGUUGAUCAGGAGGCUCUGUGUUCGCCGCCGCAGGAUAAGGAGGUUAGAGAUGCAGUGUUUGGGAUCAAUGGUGAUAGUGUGUCCGGGCCGGAUGGGUUCACUUCGUUGUUCUUUCAGUCAUGCUGGGACACUGUUGGGAGAGACGUGAUUGCAGCUGUGGGAGACUUCUUCAGUGGGGCGUUUAUACCCCGAAGCUUCACGGCGACCAUGAUCGUCCUUAUUCCGAAGAAGCCUAACCCGGUCACUUGGGGAGAUUUUAGACCGAUCAGCCUCUGCAAUUGUUACGAACAAGAUCAUCACAAAGAUUCUUGCCUCGAGACUUAUGACAUCAUCAUUUUCUCGAGGGCUCAUAGAGAGGCGCUAGAGAAGUUGGUGGGGUGCCUGGAUCAUUACAUAGCCGUGUCUGGCCAGAUAGUGAAUAAUGGGAAAACUCAAUUCUACUUGGCGAAUGAGCACAUGGAGUUCGCGGACAUUGUGGAGGAGGUUGGAGGAUUUCAGAGAGGGGUGAUGCCUUUCACAUACUUAGGGGUCCUGAUUUUCCGAGGAGCGAGGAGGGCAGACAAUCUGCUGCCCCUUAGGCAGAAGCUAAUGGACAGGAUCCACAGUUGGUCUCACCGACACCUUGCUUUUGGGGGUCGACUUGUGUUGAUUAAGAGCACUUUAGCAGCCAUCCCCCUACACAUCUUACAGGUCAUGAGCCCUCUGCUUGGCUUUCUAGACGAGCUGGAACAGAUUCUAGCUAGAUAUUUUCGAGGGACAGUUGGAGAGAAGAGGAAGUUGCACUGGAUCUCAUGGAGACAGAUUUGUUUGUCAUUCGAUGAGGGUGGCUUGGGUAUUCGCCGCUUCAGGGAAGUGGCAGUGGCUUUUAGGUUUAAGCUAUGGUGGAGAUUCCUCGCUCAGGACUCUCUCUGA